Paramacrobiotus metropolitanus is the source of this 1777-nucleotide messenger RNA. RefSeq lists its product as uncharacterized. Bases 105 to 1757 code for a protein of 550 amino acids. The record is from RefSeq and is a predicted model, not a curated record. Gene Ontology annotation, biological process: proteolysis. The transcript is spliced from 7 exons. Gene Ontology annotation, molecular function: zinc ion binding; metalloendopeptidase activity. NCBI's taxonomy places the organism in Eukaryota, Metazoa, Tardigrada, Eutardigrada, Parachela, Macrobiotidae.
CCAGUUUAAAAGCGUUUUCUGUAGCCGCAGAAAAUUCCAAAGCGAAGAAGUUUACGUUUAGCUGUCUGUUACCGUUUCCGCACGCGCGACUAGAUUCCACCGCGAUGAUGUGUCCGCGCAUGCUGGUUUACGGAUUGCUAUUAUUGGCUGUGAAUAUGCGGAAUAGAGGCGCACUUUCCCGAGUGGCUCCAGCCAGUUCCGAAGAAGACUUCGACGAGGAUUUUUACACGGUUGCGGAAGGUGACAUAAUAAAAAUAAUCUCCAGAAAGGACGACCACCAAGCCGGGCUGAUGGGAAAUGCUUGGACGGCCGACAAGUACCGGUGGCCGAAUGGGACGGUGUUUUAUUAUCUCAGCAGAGGAAUGACCUCGACCAUGAGAAACCGUGUUCGGGAAGCCAUGCUGAACAUCACGAUCGAAACGAACAACUGCAUUACAUUCCAGAGUAGCAUUAACGAAACAGCAUAUGUCCGAAUCGCCCUUGAAAGGCGUAAAGGGUGUUCGGCGGAGGUGGGUCGAAUAAGACGCCGGCAAAAAAUGCAGCUGGAUUCCGACUGUCAAGUCCAUGAUAUCGUCCAUGAACUACUUCAUGUGUUGGGAUUCUUCCACGAACAUACCCGACCCGAUCGGGAUAAUUACGUGUUCGUCAAUAGGAGCAAUAUUUACGAUUCAUCGCUCCAAAAUUAUGAUAAGCGACCAGAGAACCAGACCACCCAAUUAAAUUUACCGUACGAUUUCGCGUCGAUUAUGCACUAUCCACCAAUGGAUUAUGGAGCAGCCAUCAACAAAGAAGAACCGGUAAUGCGCAGCGUCGAUCCUAAUAUCCAGUUGACAACCAACCGAAGGCUCAGUAAACUGGACAUCCUAAAGAUUCUGCGCCACUAUAAAUGCGAAAAUCGCGAUACCGACAUUUGCACCAUCACCGCGGGUGGCUGCUCAAUUUACCACAACAAAGUGAUCAUACAAGACGCACCCGGCACACGCUAUCGUCUCUGGCUCAACAAAUUUUCUGGUUUGCGGGACUGCCACAAAUCCGCCCCAAACCGAGUGUCCGUGUUCUGUCAGAAUAACGCAACUCCGCUAGACGCGUCGACUAUCGCCGGCAUCCUCCGAAAUCGCCUUGAAGUGACCAAUUACACCCUUUUCGUCCUCGAUGCGGUGCUGAAACAGAACGCUCAGUUUGUAAUGAUCAAGGAGAAAGUAGUCGGGUUCUGGAUUUCCACAUGCAAAACCGAUUCCGCAACAUCUCGUUUGAUGCACAACAGCUUUCCUAAUUUAAUCGAGUUUGGUGUACAUAACUGCAGCGGACAACGAGUAUUCAAGAGAGAUUUUGCGGAAACCCGGCUGCUUCGGCGGAUAGUGUUUCACGCGACGACGAUCGCCUACAUUGAGCGUGACACCUUUUCCGAACUGAACGCUCUGCAGCUUUUGCAGUUGGAAGAAUGGUGGCUGCCACGAGAGAACGGUAAAGCACGCGAGACGGAGCUGGUCAGUCACGCGCAACGGCUGCACUGCAGCUGCGACCAUCAGUGGCUGCGGGACUGGUUUAGAACGAAGCCUGAUUUGAUCACCGUUAAGAAAGCCGGGAAAGUGUAUCCGGGCAGUCGAGAAGUGAAAGUGGGCGAAAUAUACUUGUCGAUUGACUGUACAAAUGUGAAGCUGAGCGUUCAUACUUGGGCGAAUGGUCACACAACCAGUGCUUCUUACAAUCAGGCUAAGAAAAACUUUGCCUUUAACUGUGCUCCAUGCCCAGAUUAGCAAUAAAUCAUCCGCAACGU